Molecule: messenger RNA, 978 nt
Organism: Endocarpon pusillum Z07020
Lineage: Eukaryota; Fungi; Ascomycota; Eurotiomycetes; Verrucariales; Verrucariaceae
Exons: 2
Coding region: 1-978 (325 amino acids)
Source: RefSeq, a predicted model, not a curated record
AUGCCAGACUAUCUUGAAGGAAUGCAAAGCGAGAUGACAGGCAACGAGACCUGGACGGUGGAAGCGUCAGUUAACGCAUUCGUUGCCACCUACAACCAAUCAACAGAGUCGCUGAGAGCGGAUGUUGGUUUUUUGAACGAGACCCUCUCUGAGAAAGACCUUCACUCAUUCUCUCUAUUUGACACAGAAAAUGAAUUCGGUGCCCUUCCAGGAAUACCUCAGGACACCGAUGGGGUGUAUUAUCUCCUGGGGUCUUUUCCCUUCAAAGGACAAGGCCCUGCUCUCUCAAACGUGGGCAUGGACGACCAAACACGGUUUAAGCCGUUCCGUGAGAACGCACUGUUGUUCAACAUUCGACGUCGGAAGUGCUGGGGCAAGUGUAACAUCACAUCAAGCGGUGGUGUAAAGCUAGAUUCCGGCAACUGCAACGACACCACUGCAGUAACGAAAUCGGAGUUUCUGCGGCAAGACCGACUCUGGCCCUUCUGGCUAGACACACUUCCGGUGCUCGUUCAUAGUCUCGGCAAAUUCGCCAAGUCUCGCAACCAGUCUCCCUGGCUCAGAUCCUCGUAUGCGACAGCUGUAGCCACCGCGUGGUGGGCCUGCGCAAUACACAUGCGAGACUUCGCCCUCGACCUCGCAGGGUCCGACAGCCUCAAGUACGCGCCUCCGGCUAAUAUUCAAGUGGUCAAUUCUUUCGUACAGAUCCUCAAUGCCAAACCUGGUCUAUACGUCAUCAUUGCUUUACAGCCGGUUUUUACGGCGUUUGCUGCCCUUGCCUGCGUUAUAUAUCACAGCCUCCCCGUGGGCAAGGGCUUCGGCUUGGUAUACAUCCUAGCGGGAAACCUUGCGGACUUUGAGGAGGAGGAUAUCGAGGGGGAUAUCAAGGAGGAUAUCAUGAAGGAUAACGAGAAGAAGGAUACUGAGGAGGAGGAUACUGAGGAGGAGGAUACUGAGGAGGAGGUCCAGAAGGGAUAA